Messenger RNA from Doryrhamphus excisus (bluestripe pipefish), 2639 nucleotides. It is a transcript of the gene prodha, whose product is annotated as proline dehydrogenase (oxidase) 1a. Gene Ontology annotation, molecular function: proline dehydrogenase activity; FAD binding. Gene Ontology annotation, cellular component: mitochondrion. NCBI's taxonomy places the organism in Eukaryota, Metazoa, Chordata, Actinopteri, Syngnathiformes, Syngnathidae. The record is from RefSeq and is a predicted model, not a curated record.
UUCAGAGGAUAACAUUGCGCAACUUCAUAGCUCCUUCUACUUCACAGAGGCGCGCGUUUUCCAGACAGAAGUCAUCGGAGGAGAAGAAGGAAAACAUGUCGUGCGCCAAGAUCGUGUCAGCGCUCACCAGAGCUAACAAUGUAUCCAGCAAAAUUCGCAUUUGUUCUCGGAGAUGCAGGUCCACAGUGGCGUCCACGAAGAGCCAGCAGCUGGAGAAAGAGCAGGACGAAUGUGCCGUGGUGGAGGCUGAGCCCGUGGAACUCAUCAGCCAGGGCAGAAAUACACCAAAAAAUGGACACAAUCUGAGCAAAAUCGACAUUGACUUCAACAAUACAGAAGAAGCUUAUAAAAGUAAGGACAACAUUGAGCUGCUGAGGAGCCUCUUGGUCUUCAAGCUUUGCACCAUAGAUCUGCUUGUGGAGAAGAACAAGGAGUUAAUGGAGCUGAGCAAGAAGCUGCUGGGUCAAAGGGUGUUUGAGAAGCUGAUGAAGAUGACCUUCUACGGGCAGUUUGUGGCCGGGGAAGACCACAACGCCAUCAAACCCCUCAUACAGAAGAACCAGGCCUUUGGCGUUGGCGCUGUGCUGGACUACAGCGUGGAAGAGGACUUGACCCAAGAGGAGGCCGAGAGGAAAGAGAUGGAUUCAUGUGUGUCUCAAGCAGAGAAAGAAAGUACAGAUGCUCAACACCGUGAGAAGAAGUACAAGGCUCAUCGGCAGUUUGGGGACAGACGCGGGGGUGUCAUCAGCGCCCGCACGUAUUUCUACGCCAAUGAGGUCAAAUGUGACAACCAAAUGGAAACAUUCAUCAACUGCAUCAAAGCCUCUGGCGGCGCUUCUGCAGAUGGCUUUUCGGCCAUCAAAAUGACAGCCUUGGGACGCCCACAGUUCCUUCUCCAGUUUUCUGAGGUCUUGGUCAAAUGGAAGCAGUUCUUUAAAUUCCUGGCAGCCCAACAAGGCAAAUCAGAAAUGACGGCAUUAGAGCAAAAACUGGAGCCGGACCAACUCAAGGAAAGUUUGACCAGACUGGGUGUUGCUGCUGAGGAUGACAUUGAAAACUGGUUCACUGGGGAGAAGCUGGGUCUGUCCGGAACCAUAGAUAUGCUGGACUGGAACAGUUUGAUAAAUGACACAACCAAUAUCUCCAAUCUUCUUAUGGUGCCAAACCUUGAGACGGGCAAACUGGAACCUCUGCUGAGCACAUUUACAGCAGAAGAAGAGCGUCAAAUGAAGCGAAUGCUGCAAAGAGUGGACAUUCUAGCUAACUACGCCUUGGAGAACGGCGUGCGACUCAUGGUGGACGCUGAGCAGACGUACUUCCAGCCAGCUAUCAGUCGUCUGACGCUGGAAAUGCAGAGGAAGUUCAACAGAGAGAAGCCAAUCAUAUUCAACACCUAUCAAUGCUACCUGAAGGAGGCCUAUGACAACGUGACAGUGGAUGUGGAGCUGUCACGCAGGGAGGGCUGGUACUUCGGUGCCAAGCUAGUCCGCGGCGCCUACAUGUACCAAGAAAGGGCCAGAGCUGAGGAGAUCGGCUACGAGGACCCGAUUAACCCGGACUAUGAAGCCACCAACAGGAUGUACCACAAAUGCUUAACGUACUUGCUGGAGGACAUCGAACACAGCCGGAAAGCAAACAUUAUGGUUGCAACUCAUAAUGAGGACACAGUGAAAUUCACUUUGGAAAUGAUGAACAAGAUGGGCCUUUCACCCACUGAGAAUAAAGUCUACUUUGGACAGCUGCUUGGCAUGUGUGACCAGAUCAGCUUCCCGCUAGGUCAAGCGGGUUUCCCGGUCUACAAGUACGUCCCGUACGGCCCGGUCAAUGAGGUCAUCCCCUAUUUAUCCCGCCGUGCUCAGGAGAACCGCGGCUUCAUGAAGGGCUCGCAGAGAGAGCGCAGCCUGCUGUGGAAGGAGCUGAAACGCAGGCUGCUGGGGGGGCAGAUCCUCUACCGCCCCAUCUACUGAGUCACAUGAUGGCCUCAGGCACUUAUUACACUGUUAACUCUAUUUUUUUAGAGUCGGAUUAACGUUGGUUUUUUUCACUUGAAUUAUGAUAUAACACUAAUUGUAGGUAGUAUUUUAUAAGGGUAAUACGCUGUUUAGAUGUUAAUUUGUAAAUAUUUAAGACAGAAUAAUGCUAUAAGGCAUUAGCAAGAACAGCUAGCGCUAGCCACUCAUUUACACUAUUAAGUCUUUAUAAACAGAUAACUAAUGCCCUUAUUAGGUAUAUGAAAUCAUUUAAGUUAAAUACAAGUACCAGUGAUAUGAUUAAUAAGGAGCUACUUACAUAACAUACAUAAAAUGUUCCAUUAAAUGAUGGUAUUUGUAUAAUGGUAGCAAGACAGGUUUAAAACACUGUCAAUGAAAGCAUAUAAGGGAGACGUCGCUGUCUAAUUAACUGGUAAGUUCUUUUUCAUAAACUUAAUAAGUUAAGGUGUACUCUUAUCUUGCACAGAGCUGUCACUCCAAAGUGCCUUAGAAGAUUCUUUUUCGUGAUUUAUGAGAGACAGUCAGCCAUUACCUGCAACUGGUUUGUUUUGUAUUGUAGCCUAGCACUGUAAUUAUUGGGAUUUCAAUUGUACAGAGACAUGGCAAAUGUUCUUUAUCACCAUCAACAAUAUAUGUAUUUUUUCUGGA